This is a messenger RNA of Oikopleura dioica, 1329 nucleotides long. Lineage: Eukaryota; Metazoa; Chordata; Appendicularia; Copelata; Oikopleuridae. The record is from the annotation of a GenBank genome assembly.
AUGGAAGCUAGACGUCGAGGCAAGGACUCGAAUCGAAAUGAGGCGGCGGAGAGAAGCGAUGACACUGUAUGUCCCGAUCCUGCCGUCAAAUCUGACUAUUAUGUAGUCGCCCCGAUUGAUUACUGCGGCCCAGUUGGCAGGUCCGUCCGCCACUUCUUCCUCGCUCUAAUUGAGGUUGGACAACCAAUUUUGGUUCUGCUUCAAAGAAAACGAACUCCGCUGAUGACACAAUGCAUGAAAGCGGCCUCGUUUCUCGGCACGGAGGAUUUCUUGGGACUUUGGCUGACCUUUCUCCAACUUUGUGUGAACAGCCAGUUGGCCCGCAUGUACAGUAUUCUCAUGGCCAUCUCUAUGUUUUCUGUUGGUUACUUUAAGGCAAUUUUUCGUCUACCAAGGCCGCGUUUACCCCUCGUCAAGCCACUAGAACUCGCCCAAGACUGGGCCUUACCCUCCAACCACGCCACGAUUGCAUCAUGCUUGCCGAUGUAUGUGUGGAUCUUUAGUUACAUAAAUUCUGCUGCUCUAGGACUUUCUUCAGUACAAGUCGUCGGAAUCUUUAUUGUCAUGUGUUCCUGGUCGCUUUCUGUAAUGUUCAGUCGAAUUUAUAUCGGAAUUCACUCGCCGGCAGAUGUCGUUACGGGUGGAAUUUUAGGAUGUUUUCUUUUGUCUCUCUUUCUUCAAAUCGACAAACAGCUCGAUUCACUUAUUUCUCAAGAAAGCGCUCCCUGGAUCGUCUUUCUUCUCGUCCUUUUUCUCUAUCGCCUUUACCCAACCGUUGAAUCGACGGAUCCGGGCUUGAGUGACGGAAUCGCAGUAUUAGGAGUAGCAUUUGGUCAGAUCCUGGCACGCUCUCUGAGCACUGGGCCUAUUUUACCUGCAGUUUUCGAAGAAGCAACUGCUCUAUCAUCCGCUAGAUCAGUUUUUGUGAAUUGUAUCGUUCGGAUGCUUCUCGCGGGAAUCCUUGCUGGUUCAAGUGAAUUCCUUCUGAAGCCUCUAUUAGUGUCUGCUUUUUCAUCGUUCUAUGAUUUCCUGAGACUGGACUUCUACUCGGGCUCUGCUGAAAGAAAACGAGCUUUCAAAGACCCACAAUUACGAUACGCCAAACAUUUAACUCAAUCCUUCAGAAUUCCACCUAUUCAUCUCGAAGGCUCAAAAGACGAAACUCAGUCUGAAAUUCUGAGUCGACUUGCACACCCUCUUUUCAUGCCAUCUUCAAAAUGGAACAUUGACCUUCCAGUUAAAUUUACGCUCUACAGCAUCUUGAUGUAUUCUGUCGUCGAGAUAUUGCCCCUUGGCCUGGCUUAUAUUCCGAAGCAACUGCUCCAAUGA